Molecule: messenger RNA, 1575 nt
Organism: Oikopleura dioica
Lineage: Eukaryota; Metazoa; Chordata; Appendicularia; Copelata; Oikopleuridae
Source: the annotation of a GenBank genome assembly
AUGUCAGUUGAUUUCAGUGGAUGUGGCGAUGGAAGCGGAGACGUCAGAUUAGACUCACUCAAUUCGAUUUUCGAAGUCGAUUACUACGAAUCUUUACCGUAUCAAGAAGCUGAGAAAUUUUGCCUGGUCAUUGGAGGAAGUCUUCUUGAAAAGCACGCAAGGAUCUUUCCGUUUGAUCUUUGGCUUCCUAGAAAACAGGGACUUUGUUAUAAAUAUCUGGCUUAUGGUUCUGGAGAGAUUUUAGGUGAUUGUACUGAAAGCGUCAAAUUCGCCUGCAAAAAGCAAAAAUGCCAUCUUCUUUCUUUCGAAGAAAAAGACGGUUUUUACGAAAUCCUUUUCGACGAAAAUUGCCGCGAUCAAUUUUUUAAUUUUGUGAAAAAAGAAGAAUUUUUUAUUCUCGACUCCAGAACCGGCAGCAGAACCCAGAUAAAAGAGAGUUUAACGCGGUACUGGCCUGACGAUCAGACCCAGCCUGUAAAUAUCAUUGUGAAACAUGAGAUCAAGCUUGACGGCAGAAAAUAUAGUUUGAUUGAUGACUUUGCCAUCAAAUCGCAAUCAAAGAAGAGAAAACGAAGAUCAUUUUCUCCAGCCCGCUCGUCAUCUUCCACAAAUUUAUUUAUUUCCAAAAUUUAUAAGAAAUACGACGAGCUGAUGGAAAAAUUAAAGAAGAAGGAUUUGGAAAUUUCGGAUCUGAACAACAAACUGCAAUCUUACAAAGUGGAUUCAAAAAUGAAGACGGAAAUGAUCGGCAAAAAUAAGGACGCGAUAAUUCGAGAUCUCCGAAGUGCUCUCAAAGAUGCAAUGGAAUCAAAAGGAGAUCACCUGAAUCACGUGGAUCUUCUAAGUGAAUCAAAGAAAAAAAUCGUUAAUCUGCAAAAUCAGCUGAAGGAGAAUUCAAGAGCGGCAAAGUACAAGGAAACGAAUAUUGAAGCGCAAAAUGCAAGCCUCAAAAAAGAGAUUCAGAAAUUGAACGAAGAGCAACAACAAAAGUGCGUCCGCGAAGUUGAGUUGAAGAAACAACUUUUGGAAAGUCAAAAUGAGGAAAAAAUUUUGAAGACUCAACUGAACAAUCAAAGAAUGGACCUUCUUUCUUUACAGAAGAAAUUCGAGCGACAGAAAGCGACGCUGAUGAUAAGUGAGGAAGCGGAGAAGUACAGAAUGAAGCACAAGAGAAAAGAGACGGAGAUUGAAGCGGAAAAUGCAAUCUUGAAAAAAGGAGUUCAGAUACUGAAAGAAAAGCAACAAGAACAGUCCGCCCUUGAAGAAGAUUUGAAAAAGCAACUUUCGGAAAGUCAGAAUGAAAAAGAAACUCUGAAGGCAAAGCUCGGAGAAAAGGAAAAGGAAGAAACUCAAAAGAAGGCCGAGUCGAAAGCGCGAAGAGUUCUGUCCUUCCAAAAACAAGAGCUCGUCGAUCUUAAAAGUCAAGUGCAAGAUCAGACUUCUGAAAUCGAUGAGCUGAAAUUGAAGGUUCAAGAGCUGGAGUUGGAGAAUGAAAAACUGACUGGUCUCGCUGGAAAAAGUGAAAGAAAGUUGCGCAUGAAGAUAAUGAAGAUUGCGAAGAUUUGUGAAGAAUGA